Molecule: messenger RNA, 474 nt
Organism: Sorghum bicolor (sorghum)
Lineage: Eukaryota; Viridiplantae; Streptophyta; Magnoliopsida; Poales; Poaceae
Exons: 1
Coding region: 1-474 (157 amino acids)
Source: RefSeq, a predicted model, not a curated record
AUGGCCACGUCCAGCUCCGCCGCCACCAGCUCCCCGGCCUUCACCUUUGGCUUCCUUCCACCCGUCUCUGAGAAGCUUGGUCGCGGCAACUACAACAUGUGGUUUGCCCAGGUCUCCUCCACCAUCAAUGGCGCCCAAUUCGGCAAAUACAUCCGCCCGGAUGCUGUCCCUCCCGCGGCGUACCUUCAAGGCGACGCUGAUCCCACCACCGACAAGACACCCGAUCCUCAACCCAAUCUGGCGUAUGAAACGUGGGUUACUCAGGACCAGCAAGUCCUCAGCUCCCUCUUCUCGUCAUUGUCGAGGGAGGUUUUCUCUCAGGUCUCCGCUGCCACUACUGCGUCUGAGCUUUGGGCAGCCAUCCAGGCCCAUCAUGCCAGCCAGUCCCGCGCUUGGAUCAUCUCCACCCGCAUGGCCCUUGCUACUGUGUCCAAGGGCUCCUCCUCCAUUGCUGAUUAUUUUGGCAAAAGAUGA